AUGAGUGUCAAUAUUAAAGGCGAAAAUAAUGAAAGCCAUCCGUCGGAGCUACAUGAUGGUAAUAAUGAAGGUCAUAACUUUAAUAAUGAUGAUAUACCCGAGCCUCAAAGUCAGAGUAAUCAACAAGCUCAUGAUGACCAAGUUGAUAUAAAUAUGGAUGAGAUUGAUAAAGUGAUAUCUGAGUCUAUUACCCAUGGAAAUGAACAAGCUGAAUAUCAACAAUCGUACAUUGAUAGCAACGAUAGCUCAAAACGAGAACUUGAUGAGCCUGCUGAUAGUAACGCGGAGGAUAACACUAAGCGUCAAAGGAUAGACGAAUAUGGGGCCAAUUCUAGUAAAGAUAACUAUACAAAUAAUGCUUCCGGAGAAGAGGAAAAACAAACAAGUAGUUCUGGGAAUGAAACCGGGUCAAAUGAGAGUAAUGAAAUUCCGCAACAAGGAUCUGAUGGCUCAGACAGUUCAAAAGCACAACAGCAAGAAAAAGAAGGUCAGGAUAUGACGAAGGGGAUCCAUGAGAAAGAGAGAGAGGAUUCUGGAAAAAAUGAAGGCGAGAUCCAAGCCAAUCGUGAAGAUAAAGAUAACCACGAAGAAGUUGGUCAACUGGGUGAACAAGAGGCCCUGACACAAGAAGCAGGGCAAGAUAAGAACGAGCAAAAUAAUGAAUUGGAAUUGGAGUUCGAAAAGGCUAUUGAGGAUCACCACCAACAAAUGUCUCAAUCUCCUGAGCCGACUAACCAAGGUGAGGGCGUAAUAAACGAAAAGAGAGAUUUACAGAUGAUUGCAAACGAAUUAGAAAAGGCAACCGAGUCCAAUAAGGAUGCGACUAAGGAGAAAGAAACGGAUGAAAGUCUCCAAACAAAAGUAUUUCAUGGGGGAAUAAACGUUCCUGCUAAUUCUGAAUUACUAAAUACUAACACAGCGUAUGCUGCGUACAACGCGUUAUCAAGCCAAUUACCACCACUUUCAAUUCUAGCAAAUGCUCAUUUAGCGGCUUUACCAUUACCGAUCGUAGCAGCGGAUUACCUCCCACCCAGAAUUCAACUAUUAAUUAAUACUUUGCCUACAUUGGAUAAUUUAGCAUCGCAGUUGUUGAGAAUCGUUGCUCUUGGCCCGUAUCAGAAAAUAUUGGACUUGGCGGCUCAUCCUGACACCCCUGCAGGGGCAACAUUUCGUGAUUUGACUUCGUUAUUCGAAUUCACCAAACGAUUAUAUUCAGAGGAAGAUCCAUUUUUGUCGGUGGAACAUUUGGCUCCGGGCAUGUGGAAAGAAGGCGAUAAAACUCCAAGUAUUUUCAGAAAUAGGGAACAACUGAUUGAACUGACGUUGAGAAAGGUUAACUUGGCCACUUUCUUGGGAGCAACUCUAGGUACGAUAGAGGUUGGGUUUUUCUACUUGAAUGAAUCGUUUUUGGAUAUCUUUUGUCCAGCUAAUAACCUCGAUCCCACGAAUACAUUAUCCAACAUGAGCCCCCAUAACAUGAGCUUGCAAAGUGGUGUAAAUACCAUAAUCGGCGAUAAAAUCGGAAAAUUGUUGAAGCCACAAACAGUGUUGUAUCUCGAUUUAAAGACACAGGCAUACAUAUCAGCUAUCGAAGCUGGUGGAAGGUCAAGAGAAGAUAUCUUGGAGGAUAUCUUGCCGCAUAAUUUAGAGGACAUUUUAUUGGAGAGACGCAAAACUAAAAUAUUGACUCCUACGGAAUUUGACUUUAUAGACCGUUGCAAGUCACGAAAAGAGAUAUUAUUGAACUAUCCAAGUGACAAGGUACUCAGUGAAGAAUAUGACUGGUUGUCAUUUUUGAAAGAACUCUUUGAAUACUCUGCAAAAAACAUGGGCUUUUUAAUCUGGGGUAAGAAGGGAAGAGCCACAAAAGAAAAGAACACUAAUCCUAAAGAAACCGAUGCCUCCAACACGCCCCACAGCGACGAGGUCGUGGCAAAUGCUUCGUCGCGCGACACCGCCACCACCGCAUCUACAAGCCAUAAUCCUACAACCUACGAUUUGAGGAGUCAAGAAAUCAGUGACAUAACCAAGGCCCUCUUGCCCUCGGAAAUCCAAGAGCAACAAAUCCAUCUCAGAUUGAACCCUGGCUCAAACGUCAAAAGCUUACAGAGACGUCCAUGGACACGAGAAGAAGAAAAGGCUCUCAGACACGCAUUAGAGUUGAAGGGACCUCUGUGGUCCAACAUCUUGGAAUUGUUUGGUGCCGGAGGAAAAAUAUCCGAAGCCUUAAAAAACAGAUCCCAGGUACAACUCAAGGACAAAGCCAGAAACUGGAAGAUGUUCUUCCUAAAGUCCGGCCUACCUGUCCCUGCAUACUUACAGAAGGUUACCGGUGACCUCGAAAGAGAUGACAGGCUGAGACAAAACAAAAGGCUAAAUAGGAAUAGGAAAACGGCUGCUGCACCGGUUCCUACUCCAAUCCAAAAUCAGAAGUCCCCCGGUCAGUAG
This is a messenger RNA of Debaryomyces hansenii CBS767, 2448 nucleotides long. It is a transcript of the gene TBF1, whose product is annotated as Tbf1p. Gene Ontology annotation, biological process: telomere maintenance via telomere lengthening. Bases 1 to 2448 code for a protein of 815 amino acids. The record is from RefSeq and is a predicted model, not a curated record. Gene Ontology annotation, molecular function: double-stranded telomeric DNA binding; protein homodimerization activity. NCBI's taxonomy places the organism in Eukaryota, Fungi, Ascomycota, Pichiomycetes, Serinales, Debaryomycetaceae. The transcript has a single exon.